Saccharomyces eubayanus is the source of this 534-nucleotide messenger RNA. It is a transcript of the gene MET28, whose product is annotated as Met28p. The coding region runs from base 1 to 534 and encodes 177 amino acids. Lineage: Eukaryota; Fungi; Ascomycota; Saccharomycetes; Saccharomycetales; Saccharomycetaceae. The transcript has a single exon. Gene Ontology annotation, cellular component: Cbf1-Met4-Met28 complex; nucleus. The record is from RefSeq and is a predicted model, not a curated record. Gene Ontology annotation, biological process: regulation of transcription by RNA polymerase II. Gene Ontology annotation, molecular function: DNA-binding transcription activator activity, RNA polymerase II-specific; RNA polymerase II transcription regulatory region sequence-specific DNA binding.
AUGAGCAUGAACAUGGACAUGGACAUGAACGUGAACAUGAACGUGAACAAUCUAUCCGAACAUCUACAGAGCCUGAUCUCGAACGACUCGGAGCUGGGCUCGCGUCUACUAUCAUUGCUACUGGUUAGCAGUGGCAACGCGGAGGAGCUCAUAGGCAUGAUAAACAGCGGCCAAGACGUGUCGCAAUUCAAGAAGCUGCGCGAGCCGAAAAAGGGGAAGGCGGCAACGGCAACGGCCACGGCACAGGAAGAGGAAGAGGAAGAGGCGCCCGUGAACGAGCUGGACAAGAUCAAGCAGGAGCGAAGAAGGAAGAACACGGAGGCGUCGCAGCGGUUCCGCGUGCGCAAGAAGCAGAGGAACUUCGAGAACCUGAACAAGCUGCAUGGCCUGAACGUGCAGAUCAACAAGCUGCGCGACCGCAUCGCGCAGCUGAACAAGGAGAACGAGUUCUGGAAGGCGAAGCUCAACGACAUCAACGAAAUCAAGUCGCUGAAGCUGCUGAAUGACAUCAAGAGGCGGAACAUGGGCAAGUGA